AUGGUCGGCUUCGACGUGCCGUGUUGCAGCGUAUGCUACGAGUAUCUAAACUCUAAACUCUGUGCACUGACCAGGUGUGGACACGUCUACCACCGCCAGUGCAUAACACAGUGGACGGCGAGGACUGAGAAACACAAGGUAGGAUGUCCAUUAUGCAGAUGUAGCAUACCAGCAAAAGGUAUCAUAGAACUGCAGCUCGAGUUCGGAGAAAUCAGUGCUUCCGAACGCAAAAACGAUGGUGAGGGGAACCCCGAGGUGGUGUCAGAACAAGUGCUGGAUCUCAGGCACAGGCUGGCUCAAGCUGUAUCGGAUAAACUAGACAUGCAGGAGCGUUGUGCAGAGAUUGAGAAUGAAAAUGCCGCUAUACAAGAGGCUCUACUUCACGCGCGUGAUUACAAUGCAGUUCUUGAUGAUGAAAACAAGGACUUAAAGCUCAUCGCAGAAGCCAACAAAACCAGCAUCGCAAAACUUAACGAAACAGUUACAAGGCAAAAACGCAGACUGGCAAAACUUGAAGAUGUUCAUAAUUAUCUCAAGGCUGAAAGUAACAAUGAGGAGGGGUUCAACUCAUAUCUCAAAACACUCUCUACUGACGAAAAGCUCACACUGCUAACGAACAGGGUAGCGGAGCUGGAGGGCAUCAAUAAAACGCUCACAGAGCUUAGAGAUGUUUGGAAGAGGAAGUGCGAAAAAAUUAGCCGCGAAUAUCUCAUACUUGAAAGGGAGUACAAAACCGCACUCACUAGACAGCCUAUCGCUCAACAAUUCGAACCAGACCCACUCAACGAUCCGUUGUCAAAUUCCACAGGACACAAGGAUGCGGAGCCAGAUAAUGAUGUAUUAAAGAAAACACGCAGGGCCAUCGACUUCGGAGUUAUGGGAAACGGGCGAAACACCAUUUGGGGAAACAAGAACCUGCCUCCCAAACCCGAACCGUUCGUAUUUGCGCCACCAACUGAUCUGCUUCACUCAACAAAACCUAAGAAGCAGAAGAUAUCGGAUUUCUUCAAGCCGCAGUGA
This is a messenger RNA of Babesia sp. Xinjiang, 1020 nucleotides long. RefSeq lists its product as uncharacterized. The transcript is spliced from 6 exons. Gene Ontology annotation, molecular function: ubiquitin protein ligase activity. The coding region runs from base 1 to 1020 and encodes 339 amino acids. Gene Ontology annotation, biological process: protein ubiquitination. The record is from RefSeq and is a predicted model, not a curated record. NCBI's taxonomy places the organism in Eukaryota, Apicomplexa, Aconoidasida, Piroplasmida, Babesiidae.